Molecule: messenger RNA, 714 nt
Organism: Rhipicephalus microplus (southern cattle tick)
Lineage: Eukaryota; Metazoa; Arthropoda; Arachnida; Ixodida; Ixodidae
Product: phospholipid-transporting ATPase ABCA3
Biological process (GO): lipid transport; transmembrane transport
Cellular component (GO): membrane; intracellular membrane-bounded organelle
Molecular function (GO): ATP hydrolysis activity; lipid carrier activity; ABC-type transporter activity
Source: RefSeq, a predicted model, not a curated record
AUGAUCGUCACUGAUCCGUUGUACCUGAAGCAUUACAUCAUUAACAAUGUGACGAUUAAGUGUUUCAUAGACAGCAUAACAGUGAUAUUGGGAAGAAACGGGUGCGGAAAAUCGGUGCUCAUCCGCAUGCUGGCAGGUGCCAUAAAGCCGUCGUCGGGGACGGCGUUCUUCGAUGGUGCGGACAUGCGCACGAACGGCUCCAAAGUGCGGCCGCACAUCGGCUACUGUCCUCAGAACAGCACCCUCAUUCCCUUCCUCACCGUGGAAGAGAACCUGCUGUUUAUCGCAUACUUGCGCGACGUCCUUCAGCCUUCGGAGCGAGACUCUAUUCAGGGGGAAGAACCUCGAUCUGCUCAGAUAGACGACCUGAUAUUGACGCUCCUGACGCAAUUCCAGCUGAUCGAUCAGAGGGAGAGCCUCGCGAGCAAGAUCACAUACGCCGAGCAGCGGCGUCUGCAAGUGGCCAUGACCUUGCUUGAUAAUCCACUGUUCGCCCUCUUCGACUGCCCUACGGAAGGAAUCGACACGGACUCUCGCAAUGUGAUCUGGGACGCCAUACUCAAGUCCCGCCCCCAGACAACGGUGGUGCUCGCCACGAACAGCAGCGACGAGGCUGAGAUUCUGGGAGACCGCAUCGCCAUCAUAUGCAGGAGCCUGAUUAGCUGCUGCGGCUCGGCCAUACCUGCGAAAGAAAUAUGGUUGGCGGGCUCUUAA